CACAGUGCUCCAGUCGCUCUAACCGGGUUUCGGUCUUUAGGGCUGAGCAGGAAGUGCCUGGCUGUGGACCCUGGACGAGAAAAAAAGAGCCAAGAAAAAAGGCAGAAGAAAUUAAAAAUGGAAAUGGUGGCAGACUUGGGGGCGAGUAGACUCUAUCGGGCGCCGGGUGAAUCAAGUCACCAGCAGCCUCAGAGGUGGUUCAACACCGCUGACAUCACAGUGGCUCACCAAAGUAGCCUGCUUAAGCAGCUCAACCAGCAGCGCCGCCAGGAGCUUUUCUGUGACUGCAGUGUGCUGGUGGAGGGCCAGCUCUUCAGAGCCCACCGCAACGUCCUGUUCGCCAGCAGCGGCUACUUCCGCAUGCUGCUGUCCCAGGGCCCCGGCGUGCUGUCUGACUCCGUCAACGCCACCUUUGACGUCUUCAGCCCCGAGACCUUCACCGUCAUCCUGGAUUUCAUCUACUCAGGCCAGUUGGACCUCUCCAGUCACAAUGUGAUUGAGGUGAUGUCCGCAGCCAGCUACUUGCAGAUGAACAAUGUCAUCAACUACUGCAAGAACUUCAUCAAGUCGUCCUUGGACAUCAGUGUGAAGGAUGAAGACAGCGAGCGCUGCCUCAGCUUGUCUGAGACCUGCAGUUUCACCAGUGGAGCGGGAGAAGAGACCACAGAGCAGCAGCAGCAAUGCCCCAGCUCUGUCAGCCCACCACCAGCCCUCUGGACCCGGGACAACUCCAGAUCCCAGUCUAGCUUUAUGGGGAAGGACCCAGAGCAGGAGUCAUCAGCCUCUGUCAUAAAGACUAACCCAAGCAGCCCUGCUGAUGAUCUCAACACAGAGGUAGAGGACCUGCACGACCCUCAGGACCCUCUGUACACCUUGCCUGGAUCGGAGCGCCGGCGAAGCAGAGGGGCAACUAAGAGGAGAGCAUCCAGCAACACACGCUCCCACCACCCUGAAGAUUUAGACAUUCAGGAGGCGAGGACACAAAAGGCUGAAAAGGCAGAGGAGCUGUAUGCCACUCUUCCACCUAUUGUGGGUGUUAUUGGACACUUUAAUAAAGACUCCAACCCCAUUAUGCGCUUCAAAUGUCCCUUUUGCACACAUACGGUGAAGAGGAAGGCAGACUUGAAGCGUCACUUGCGCUGCCACACUGGAGAGAGGCCAUACCCCUGUCAGGCCUGCAAUAAACGCUUUACUCGCUUGGAGCAUCUUCGUAGCCAUUUUGAGACGAUCCAUCAAGCCAGGAAGCUGGUGUGCAGGAAGUGUAAGUGUCAGGUGACUGAGGAGACCGGGCAUGUGGUGUGUGAGGGCACACGACGCUACCGCAUGUGCACUGCAUGCAUCCAGGAAGUGGAUUGUGAUGACAUCCCCAUGGACAGUAUGGAUGCCGCCAAUGAGGAACCGGCUCUGUUGCUGGGGGUGGACGGGGAGGAGGAGGGGGACAGCAAGAGGAGCUGGAUGGUAACCGAUGACGACGACCUGGCUGAAGACUCGGGGGCCGACCUCAUCAUCCAACAGGUGGACGACAGUGACGAGGAGCUGCAGUGAAAUGGAACCAAAGUGUGUGUGUGUGAAGAAGCAUAAUACGAGUAUUGACUGUGUUUGAGUGUGUGUGUGUGUGUGUGUGUGAUAAAGCCACGCCAGAGAAUUUAUGCAUAAAAUAUGCGACUCACUAAUGUAAAUACACAGUUAUUAUAUAUUAGUUGUCUAUUAGUUAAAUGCAACUCUUUAAUUACUUUAAAUGAGAUGUUGACCUUUGUGACACGAUGGAAUGCUUUUUGUUAAGCUUCAUAAAUAUAUGCAGUAUCCAAAGCAUGCAUAUUCAGUGUUUCCUUUGCUUCAGUUAUCUUUAAAUAAUUACUCUUGCAAAUAUGGUUUUUUAUAUGCAUGGAAGUACACCUUUGCUACUCUUUGGGACUCUCUGCUUUGAUAAAAGCUGGCAUUUGUGCAAAGUGAAGUGACAAGGAAAGAAUUGUGAUUCUACUGCUAUUUCCCUGUGUUCUGUAGGGGAAGUCAAGAGCAGACUUUUUGUUCCCCACAAUGUCACACAGUUGCAGUUUUUUAAUGAUUAUGUUUGAUUAUGAUGUGCACUAUGAUACUAUAAAAAACAAUUAUAAUUUAUUUGUUGUGUUUUUUACUUUUUGACACAUUAAAGAUAUUUUUAUACA
Molecule: messenger RNA, 2165 nt
Organism: Epinephelus lanceolatus (giant grouper)
Lineage: Eukaryota; Metazoa; Chordata; Actinopteri; Perciformes; Serranidae
Gene: zbtb8a
Product: zinc finger and BTB domain containing 8A
Biological process (GO): regulation of transcription by RNA polymerase II
Molecular function (GO): RNA polymerase II cis-regulatory region sequence-specific DNA binding; protein binding; DNA-binding transcription factor activity, RNA polymerase II-specific
Source: RefSeq, a predicted model, not a curated record